AUGUCGAAACUGCAGAGAUUGCUUAUGAUUGUUGGGCGGCUCGAGGACUUGCCGCUCGCUUUCUCUACCGGUGUCAGGGUCGCAGACGAUGCAUUAGCCAUCUACCAAGAACUCAAAUUGAAGAAGAAAUACACCUACAUAGUUUACAAGAUGAAUGAUGAAGCAACCGAAAUCGUCGUCGAAAAAGCUGUAGAGGGGUCAAAUUAUGAGACUUUUGUCAAGGAAUUACCCAAAGAUGCUUGUCGAUACGCUGUGUUUGAUUUCGCUUACGAGACCAAGGGUGAAGGUCAAGGUCGCAACAAGAUUCUGUUCUUCUUCUGGUCUCCAGAUACCGCCAAAGUCAAACCAAAGAUGGUGUACGCUGCGUCAAAAGAUGCUCUCCGAAAGAAGCUAGAAGGUAUCUACACAGAAAUUCAAGCUACCGACUUGUCUGAAGUCGCAUACGAAACCGUCUUGGACAAAGUUACACGAUAA
Molecule: messenger RNA, 474 nt
Organism: Synchytrium microbalum
Lineage: Eukaryota; Fungi; Chytridiomycota; Chytridiomycetes; Synchytriales; Synchytriaceae
Exons: 4
Coding region: 1-474 (157 amino acids)
Biological process (GO): cell motility; actin filament severing; actin filament depolymerization
Cellular component (GO): actin cortical patch; actin cytoskeleton; cytoplasm
Molecular function (GO): actin filament binding
Source: RefSeq, a predicted model, not a curated record